Messenger RNA from Candidula unifasciata, 1620 nucleotides. NCBI's taxonomy places the organism in Eukaryota, Metazoa, Mollusca, Gastropoda, Stylommatophora, Geomitridae. The record is from the annotation of a GenBank genome assembly.
AUGAUUCUUAUUGAGGAGAGCUGUAUGUCCAACAUUUUCUGCAGAAAUGAUUCGUCCGACGAGUUCUCUUUCUUUCCGGUUGACGCCCCUUCAACGACGUGCCUAGACAUCGUACAGACCGAUUCUGAGGACCUCGACAGUCUCCAGUUCCCAGAAUUCACAACCGGAAAUCUUCAGCGGCUCUCCUAUCAUCAUCAUCAUUAUCAUCAUCAUCGACAGCAGUCAGACUCGCCGACAUCAACAGUGGACUAUGGGUCUCGGAGCCCUAGUGGAUCAUCGGACAGUGGAAAACAAUACAAACCACAAUACACGGCAGAGCUGGAGGUUCUGUGUCGGAUCUGCGGCGAUCGAGCUUCAGGUUUCCACUACGGCGUACACUCCUGCGAAGGAUGUAAGGGCUUCUUCAGACGGACGCUAAAGAAACAGUUAGUGUAUAAACCGUGUCAGUCUGUGACCAGGUGCAAGAUUGACACCGGAAGCAGGAACAAAUGUCAGUACUGUCGCUAUCAAAGAUGUCUGUUUGCGGGCAUGUCGCAGGACGCUGUAAGAUUUGGCCGCAUGCCAAAAGUUGAACGGGAAAAACUACUGGCAGACAGAGAAGAGCUAUUGAGUACAAGUUCUCGGCGUAUUGUGGAACUACGCUCCCUUACUGAUUUAAUCAAAGCCGCUUUCAGAGACACUUUCAGUGACACGAUAUUCUUUAGGAACCAGCAGCAGAAACAACUGUUGGAGCAUCAGUACACCCAUCAUCAUCAUCUGGUCUCAAAUCACUUCCAGCUUGCGGGUGUUUCAGGGUCGAUGCUACCUUAUGAUGCUUCAUCACCGUCUUCGGUGAGACCAUGUACUCCUUCACCUCCAACAGGGGCAUCUCUGGAGAACACAGUCAUGGGGACAGCGGAAAUUCUAGACACGCUGACCAGUCACCAGUUUCUUUCAAAAGGAAUCUUUCGGAGAUUCCAGGAGCUGACGGUUCCGGUGAUGGAAGCAAGUGUUAGAUUUGCCAAAAAGAUUCCCGGCUUUACGUCUCUUGCUAUGAGAGACCAAAUUUUACUGAUGAAGAGGAAUGGGUUCAUGGUUGUUCAUUUAGCUCUCCAUUCGAUGAUCACGCAACAUUACAUACUACUGAACUCCCCGGACGGCAACCUUCGAGUGCGCAGAAACUCCUAUCACAUCUGUGAACAAAUGGCCUGGUUGCUGGGUCAUGCCCUGAUCGUCAUAGACAAGCUCCACACAUUUGGGCUCACCAUGGGAGAAAUGGCACUGUUCUCAGCUGUCCUACUGACACAAGACUGCACGGGUUUGUCAUCGCCCAAGCAAGUGGAGGACCUGCAGGCCAACCUUGUGGCAGCCCUACGUCUGGAGCUCAAACACAACCACCCUAAAGAAAAGGUUCUGCUGGCCAAACUGCUAAUGCUGGUCCCCGAUCUCUGUCAGAUUGUGGAGCAGUUCAGUGACAACCUGAGAGCCCACGUGUUUGACAUCACGCCCGACUUUAGCCAGGUCAUGCCUCUUUUAAAGGAGAUCUUUGACCUGGAGCUCUCGACAUCUUCUCAGAAUCUGCAGGCGUCACCCGAGUCGCCAACGUUGUCAUCAGCGUCAUCGCUUUCAACACAGUCCUAA